Messenger RNA from Rhipicephalus microplus (southern cattle tick), 555 nucleotides. RefSeq lists its product as uncharacterized. NCBI's taxonomy places the organism in Eukaryota, Metazoa, Arthropoda, Arachnida, Ixodida, Ixodidae. The record is from RefSeq and is a predicted model, not a curated record.
AUGUCAGACAAAGAAGGUACAUUAAGCUCACCUACAACGAACGCUUCAGAGUCAAAUCUUCCUCAUUUCUGGCCCAAAAACCCCAGGGUGUGGUUCAGCCAAAUCGAGGCCCGCUUCGAGCUUCGACGCAUCACAUCGCAGCAGUCGAAAUACCUGAACGUCGUUUCAGCACUGCCGCCUGACAUCGCUGACGUCGUGGACGAUGUGCUCGCCUCCACUCUAUCGGAGAAGCCCUACGACGAACUAAAAAGCACCGUCCUGAAAUGUCUUGAGGUGUCCGAACAGAGCAGGCUGCAACAACUCCUGUCUCAUGAAGAGCUCGGUGACCAGCAUUCCUCACAACUACUCCACCGAAUGGGUCAGCUGCUGGGCCAACAAGCAUCAGAGGAGCGUCAAAAUCCAUUGCUUCGCGAGUUGUUUUUGCAGACACUGCCACAGUCAACACGGAUGAUACUCGCUGGCUCAGAUGACGUGACUCUCGAACGUCUGGCUCAACUCGCCAACCACAUCACCGACUGCACUGAGUCACCAAAAAUGUCUAUUGCUGCAACGUGA